Messenger RNA from Plasmodium inui San Antonio 1, 1584 nucleotides. RefSeq lists its product as hypothetical. Lineage: Eukaryota; Apicomplexa; Aconoidasida; Haemosporida; Plasmodiidae. The record is from RefSeq and is a predicted model, not a curated record. Bases 1 to 1584 code for a protein of 527 amino acids. The transcript is spliced from 3 exons.
AUGAAUAAUUUAAGGAAAUGGAUUUUUUUCUGUUUUUUUAAAAGUGAAAAAUGUUUCCCCUUUUGUGAAAAAAGGAGCAGAGCGAAUGUACAGCUUGUGGGGAGGAAGGUGGGGGGUAAAUUCCACGAGGGGCGCUUUCGAGAAUUUUCCAGAGGCAGGGGAGAAAAGGCAGUGACCAGGUUAAGCGGUACAGGCGGGACAGCCGGGUCAAACGGGACAAGCGGGCUAGUCAGGUCAAUCAAACCGCGGUCACCGACUUCGUUUAGAGCCCCCGGGGAAGUGACAUGCAGGGGGGCAGCACACUUCUCCAGCGUUGGUGGAACGGAAGACAGCGCACGUGGUAUAGGGGCCUGUCAGAAGGGGGAAAGCGCAGAUCGAGGUGCGAUAGGGGAUGUGGAGGUGAUGUGCAAUGCGAACGUCUGCAGUAACGGUGAGAAGGGGGGCCAGCGUAAGAGUCAGGACAAUCCCAAAAAGGGGAAGGACGAAGAGCAGGAGGACGAGCAAGACGAGGAGCAAGACGAGGAGCAAAACGACCAGCAUGACCACGUUGACCAGCACGCCAAGUCCUUCUACGAAAUCUACGACGACCACGGGGACACGCAGGACUGCCCGCACGAGCUCCGCAGGUUCAUCAGAAAGGAGCACAUGGACGUGAAGAUAAAAAUAAAAUGCUCCAGCCCGAGGAACCUGAACAAGCGAGAUGUCCAGAACGUCAUCGGUGAGAUGUUGCAGGGGGGGGAAGCGGCAGACUCGGGGGGGGCAGCGGGCCAAGGCAACUCCGAAAUGUAUUACCUCAAUUCGAAUUUCAAAAAAUUCAACUACCCGGACCGAAACGUGUUGUGGCCAAACCCGUUAGUCUACAACCACCGACUGCAGCCAUUCCUACUGGAAAGGCAGAAGGACGAAGAGAGCGACACCUUUGACAUGAACAAGAAACAUAUCGAAGUAAAUAAAAGGAGGCUGCAGAAUCUGUGGUGUUACAGCUCCAGUUAUGGAGUAGACUGGAAUACCCUGGAUGCUCUUUUUUUAAAUUUCAAAAAUGAGAAGGAGGAACAUUUGAGAAAAUGGGAAGAAAAUAAAAACAGCAUCAUGAUGUACGCAUCAAGAGUCGCCAAGAGGAAGUUAAUAAUGAGUCGAAAAAAGUUGCUGGACAAUCUGGGCAUCGACUACUCCAGUAACGUUUAUGCCAAUUAUGAGGACACGGGGGAGGUGGAUGAAACGUAUAUAGAAGAUGACCAAGAGGUCGAAUAUAAUUUGUUGUUUCCCCGAUCUGUCUUCCGCAAGCUGUACUUUUACUGGAAGGACCGCUACAUGCACUACUACGAAGACACUCUAUGCGAUUACCUGAAGGGAGAAGUGGUGGACUUGCAACUGCUGCGGGAACAGAAUGAGCGGAACCUACAUUUGUCUGGGAAGAAAAUGAUACGGAAGCACUCGUUCAGCUUAAGGCCAGUCAAGGGGUCCAAUUUGUACGUUACGAGAUAUGUGCCCAAGGGGAGGCGACGGGUUAGAACCAAUGCCGAUCAGUUUGACUUAGAAGGCGUCGGAGAAAAUAUAUAUAACACAGCCCAGAAGGACAAGUAG